UGGUCCCCUUCAGCAACUCAAUUUCAGUUUGCACAACAAACUGGGAUUCUGUUAGGUGGCACAGUUGUGCAGUUUUAAUCAUGGGAUAUAGAAGUUUAUUGUUCUUUGUUUUGAUUGGCUAAAAUCGCCUGGCAAACAGAGAGAAUCAAAAAGCAGGUUAAUCUAUUUAAAAGAAACUUAUAAACGUUUUGUCAACUUAUAGCAGAUGAAUGGACCACAAGUAAUGUAUACCACACGAAUCAGGAGUGGUGAGGACCCGAAGUUCUAUCAGAAAUGUCUGUGAGGGAGUCUUUUAACCCCGAAAGCUAUGAGCUGGACAAGAACUUCAGGCUCACACGCUUUGCUGAGCUGAAGGGGACAGGCUGCAAGGUCCCUCAAGAUGUUUUACAGAAGCUGCUCGAGACCUUACAGGAGAACCACUAUCAAGAGGAUGAACAGUUCCUGGGGGCAGUUAUGCCUCGAUUAGGCAUAGGCAUGGACACAUGUGUUAUCCCUCUCAGACAUGGUGGACUUUCUCUCGUUCAGACAACAGAUUACAUCUAUCCUAUUGUUGACGACCCCUACAUGAUGGGAAGAAUUGCUUGUGCCAAUGUUCUAAGUGACCUGUAUGCCAUGGGAGUGACAGAGUGUGACAACAUGUUGAUGCUUCUGGGAGUCAGCAACAAGAUGUCAGAAAAAGAAAGGGACAAAGUCAUGCCACUGAUCAUUCAGGGAUUCAAGGAUGCUUCAGAGGAGGCCGGCACAUCUGUCACAGGGGGACAAACUGUGGUCAACCCCUGGGUGGUGAUGGGAGGAGUUGCUACAACAGUGUGUCAGCCCAAUGAGUUUAUCAUGCCAGAUAACGCAGUGCCAGGGGACGUGUUGGUGUUGACCAAACCAUUAGGGACGCAAGUGGCCGUCGCAGUACACCAGUGGCUAGAUAUUCCCGAGAAGUGGAACAAGAUCAAGCUGGUGGUAACCCAGGAAGACGUAGAGCUGGCCUACCAUGAAGCUAUGCUGAACAUGGCCCGGCUAAACCGUACAGCUGCUGGUCUCAUGCACACCUUCAACGCACACGCAGCCACUGACAUCACAGGGUUCGGCAUCCUCGGCCACGCUCAGACACUGGCACGACAGCAGCGGAGCGAGGUCUCAUUUGUCAUCCACAACCUCCCAGUGCUCGCCAAGAUGGCCGCCGUGUCCAAGGCCUGCGGGAACAUGUUUGGGCUCAUGCAUGGCACCUGCCCCGAAACAUCAGGAGGGCUGCUGAUCUGUUUGCCCCGGGAGCAGGCUGCCCGCUUCUGCGCCGAGAUCAAAUCUCCGAAAUACGGAGAGGGGCACCAAGCUUGGAUCAUUGGGAUCGUAGAGAAAGGAAACCGCACCGCCCGCAUCAUCGACAAGCCACGAAUCAUCGAGGUGGCACCACAAGCAGCCACACAAAAUGUCAACCCGACGCCCGGCACAACCUCUUAAUCCUCGACACGUUGCCUCAUAGACCUGAACCCCCAAAACCUCUGUUGAGAGUUUUUUUUUAAACCUAUAAACUACAAAAACCAUUGUAGAGUGUUGACAAAUUUACACAAGAUAGUAAAAAUAAAAAAAAACACAACAAAGACGGGGUUGGCGUGCAUCAUCGUGGAAACAGCCCCACACAGUGGCCUCUCAAGAGUAUGUUGCCACCCAGUGGACUCGAGCUCCAGCUUCCCCAUGAAAAGAAAUUGGCAAGAACUAGAGGAUACUCAUAAUCCAUUUGCUAUGUGUGUCUGUAUUGUUAAAUGUGCUUGAUUGGCUGGCAGCCUGUGACAGGAGAGUAAAAAUGAAGACAAUCGGAUGCUGUUGAUUCAUUUUGAAUCUUAGAAAUUCUGGAGUCCGUUGCCUCUUUUGUCUUUCUUAACACUGCUUUCAUCAAACAAGCACAUUGCAUUCUGGUGUUUUUUUUUUUUGUUUAGUUUUUUUUUGUUUAUUCGCUUUGUACAGUUUAAAAGCCUAGUUGUAGUUUAUCGUUGUAUCUGAUGCCUCGAAAAACACAGCUUGAUCAGAAUGACUUGUUUUUUUUAUUACUUUGACUUUUGUAUGGUCCCCACAUAAGAUGGUUGAUUUCUGCUACUUGGUAGAUGCACUCAUGCGAUUGAAAUAAAUCAAGCUGUUUGAGUUCUGCUUUUUCCAUGUUAUAGAUUAUUUUUUUAAGACAUUGAGAGGGAAUUCUUUUCCUAUGUAGCAUCAUAUUUACAUAAUUAUGAUGCAGUUUUCCAUUGUAAAUUUAAAAAGUCCUUCAAGCAGAUGAGUGUCUUGAAUCAUCCAUUAAGUGAACUCUAACGGUUUAUUUUUGGCAUUUGGUGCAUGGUACAUUGAUGAUGCCAGGUGAUGUGCUAAAAGCAAACUGACAAUGAAGCCUCCAGCUGGUUGAAGUUUUUUCUUUUCCUGAUAGAUGGAAAGAAUCUAGAUGACAUUGGAAAAUGUUAGAAACAAGAUGUAAUCGAUAUCCCACCUCUUACAAUAAAAAUGUUUUUAAACUUUG
This is a messenger RNA of Girardinichthys multiradiatus, 2497 nucleotides long. RefSeq names its product selenophosphate synthetase 1 (gene sephs1). Gene Ontology annotation, biological process: L-selenocysteine biosynthetic process. The record is from RefSeq and is a predicted model, not a curated record. Gene Ontology annotation, molecular function: selenide, water dikinase activity; ATP binding. The transcript has 10 exons. Gene Ontology annotation, cellular component: cytoplasm. Lineage: Eukaryota; Metazoa; Chordata; Actinopteri; Cyprinodontiformes; Goodeidae. The coding region runs from base 274 to 1452 and encodes 392 amino acids.